AUAGGAACAGAAGUGGAGUCAACCCGCAAUAACUAAACCAGUGACGGAACCCGCAUUGCAUCACAGAAUCAAUUCCUGGCCAGUGCACGCGCCCCAGGCUCUGCCGGCUUAAUUACUCUUUUACCUAUCAGCGCGUGCAGUGCUCACUAAUCCAAAGCUUUAGGUGAUGCAUUAACACCGACAAGUAUGUUUUAAUGGACGCGCUUGGCUUUUUUUGAAGUUUAGCUUCCAGUCUGAGGCGAAUUCAAAGGCGAGCGAGAGGCAUCAGCAACAGGGCACUGCCAAUUCACCGGCGAGGACAAUUACACAGAAAGUAUCUCGAUCGUCUAGACGAACAAUUGGGACCGAAGAGCACCGACGUCAUUAAUCGAUACUGAUUUCGUUCUUUAAUUGUGUGGGGAUUUCUUACAUUUUUGCGUCAUUAAAUGGAGCGGCGUAGGUGACGUUUGGACUGUUGCGUUCAAGAGGAGCUCUUACCAAGACUAAAAGCCGGCGCGGAAAAAUAUGUAUGGACGCUAUACACAGGAGUUGGGGGCCUAUGCCAAAGAAGAGGCAGCUCGUCUGCGUGAGGAUGGAGCGCUGCGGAGGAGCACCAGUGUACGCGGCCAGGCUCCAGAACUGCUGGAGUAUGAGAAGGACCCGUGUGCCAAGUGUCAAGUCUGUACGUCCCGGUGUCAGAAGUUCUUAAUUUCCCGUGUGGGUGAAGACUGGAUCUUUCUCAUCCUCCUGGGGCUUCUCAUGGCAUUGGUCAGCUGGGCCAUGGACUACACUAUUGCCUUCUGCCAGCAAGCACAGAAGUGGAUGUAUGGUGGUCUGCACAGUAACAUGUUGCUGCAGUACCUGGCCUGGGUCACUUACCCAGUGGUUCUCAUCACCUUCUCUGCCGGCUUCACACAGAUAGUGGCGCCACAGGCAGUGGGCUCUGGGAUCCCAGAGAUGAAGACCAUUCUCCGAGGUGUGGUGCUGAAAGAGUACCUCACUUUCAAAACCUUUGUCGCCAAAGUGAUUGGCUUAACUUGUGCCCUUGGAAGUGGCAUGCCUCUGGGCAAAGAGGGACCAUUUGUUCACGUUGCCAGUCUGUGUGCUGCUCUGUUGAGCAAAUUCAUGGCCUUGUUUGGAGGAAUCUACUUGGAAGAGCCCUUUGAGGGAAACAAGAACGAGCUGAGAAACACAGAGAUGCUGUCAGCCGCCUGUGCAGUGGGGGUGGGCUGUUGCUUUGCAGCCCCUAUUGGAGGAGUGCUGUUUAGUAUUGAGGUCACAUCUACGUUCUUUGCUGUGAGGAACUACUGGAGAGGGUUCUUCGCUGCAACCUUCAGUGCCUUUAUCUUCCGGGUGCUGGCGGUGUGGAAUAAGGAUGAGGAGACAAUCACGGCUCUCUUUAAAACACGCUUUCGUCUGGACUUUCCCUUUGACUUACAAGAGCUUCCAGCUUUUGCUGUGCUCGGGAUUGCCAGUGGUUUUGGAGGGGCAUUGUAUGUCUACCUAAACAGGAUCAUAGUGGAGUCUAUGAGAAAACAGAAAACCAUCAACAAGUUUUUGCUAAAAAAAAGACUAGUGUAUCCAGCAGUGGUCACUCUUCUUGUCUCGACACUCACCUUUCCUCCAGGGUUUGGACAGUUUAUGGCUGGCCAGCUGACUCAACAUGAGUCACUAGUGGCACUGUUUGACAACCAGACCUGGUACAAGCAAGGUGUUGCUGAGGAGUUUGUGUACUCAAGUCACGAACCUCAGGCCUGGAAGCACCCACAAGUCAGUGUGUUCAUCACACUCCUCCUCUUCAUUGUCAUGAAGUUCUGGAUGUCAGCUGUGGCCACAACAAUGCCUGUGCCUUGCGGGGCCUUCAUGCCGGUUUUCCUCAUUGGAGCUGCGUUCGGUCGACUGGUCGGCGAGAGCAUGGCCGCCGUCUUCCCCGAUGGGAUACACAUCGACAGCACUGUAUAUCCCAUAGUUCCCGGCGGAUACGCAGUUGUAGGGGCGGCGGCUCUUUCUGGCGCAGUCACUCACACCGUGUCCACCGCCGUCAUCGUGUUCGAGCUGACCGGUCAAAUCUCGCACAUCCUGCCCGUGAUGAUCGCUGUGAUAUUGGCCAAUGCCGUGGCUCAGAGUCUGCAGCCUUCCCUCUAUGAUUCCAUCAUCCGGAUCCAGAAACUUCCCUACCUGCCAGAGCUGGGCUGGGGACAGGAGAAAUAUAAUAUCCGUGUGGAAGACAUAAUGGUGAGAGACGUACGGUAUAUCACUCUCUCCUCCUCUUACCGGGAUCUGCAGGAAGCUCUCAUAACAGGCCAGCUUAAAACCCUGGCCUUGGUGGAGUCGAAAGAGUCCAUGAUCCUGCUGGGCUCUAUGGAGCGCUCCCAGCUGCAGACCCUACUCUCGCAGCAGCUCAGCCGAGCUCGCAGGCUGGAGUACUUGAGGGAACGUGCUCAGGACAAUGGCACCCAUGUGCCCACCUUCCCCCAAGACUCUCCCCCCAGGACUGGUCGUGGCGUACGUUUCCUGAUCUCCACUGAAGAGUCCUCCUACAGCCCCACACUGACUAACUCCCAGAUCCCCCUCAAGUCUGCUCUGAAGACGGUGUCUGCAAUCAGCAACACAGAGUCACUGAACAGCUCUCCAAACCUCUCCUCUGGGGAACCUGUGAAGGAGCUAGUAGAGAGCAAUGCUGGCCCCAUGGCUCCUAAGAGGAGCAGGAGGCCCAAUCGUGUGAAGAUACCCAUGGCGGAUGCACCUGAUGUUGAAGAUGACAUGUCAACAGCAGAGAUAGCAGAGUGGGAGGAGCAACAGCUGGAGGAGGCUGUUAAUUUCAAUAACUGUAAAAUAGACCCCGCCCCCUUUCAGCUGGUGGAACGGACAUCUUUGCAUAAGACACACACCAUCUUCUCACUACUUGGCCUGGAUCAUGCCUAUGUCACCAGCACCGGACGUCUGGUAGGAGUGGUCUCUCUAAAAGAGCUGCGUAAGGCCAUCGAGGGCUCUGUAACUGUGACUGGCGUGAAAGUCCGUCCCCCGCUGGCCAGCUUCCGCGACAGCGGCAACAGCAACAGCGUCUCAGAGGUCACUGAGCUUCACAAGCUCUGGAGCCGUCACAGGAGCCUGGCGCUGCCACGGGAACCUAAGCUCCCCGACCUGGAUGACCAAACAGAGCAGCCGUCCGAGGGAAGCCUGGUGAAUGAGACUGAGUGCAGUCAGAACAGCCCAUUACACACAGACGACCAAUCAGAGCUGCCCUAUUCCGAUGCCACACCCCAAGAGGAGCACCUCGCGCAGCUCCCCUGUGACUCUACCCACCUUCUGGAGGAUGGAGGCUCGGAGGUCGUUGGCGAGCAAAGCCCAGCUCCGAUGGAGGAAGUGGUGAGCAAGGGAAGCCCCUUGCCCUCAAAGGGUCAGCCGGAAUGACAGCUGCUUGCGGUCGGUAACACACACUCCAUUUACACCAUGAACGGGAUUGUAAAGUCAGGUUAAGGAAAACCUGGAGGAAGUAUUUUAGCAGUGAAGCACACUCUCUGCUCCGUACUUAAUCAAAUCAACCCUAAUCUCUGGUCCUGCCUUCACACGAAACACGCCGUGUGUGUUUGUAUGUGUGGGAUGUCAUAGAUAGCGCUGCAGUGUGAGUGCUGUGUGGCAUCGGAUGGGCUUGUAAGCAACUGUCUGUGUAUUCCUCAUCAAUUUAGGUGUCUGUUGAUUUGUGGCUUCAUAGCGCAUUUCGGUGUUGAUUUAUGUUGAUGAGAUUCAUUUAAAGACGUUUAUGUUCAAUGAUGUCAUAAGUGUGUUUGUUGAUUUGUUGCACGCUUGUGUGUGUGCUUCUUCGUCUUUGCGCAAGCGACAGAGUGUGCGUAAGAAAAGUCGAGUGUGUGUGCGAGAGUGACUCAGCUGCACCUAGCCAACGCACCCAUCUGGUGCAGACACUUUAAAUCCAAAUAAAAUUGUCUCUGAGAGCCAAACUACAAUUUUGCUCUAAAUAUAGCCCUUAAUAACCCACACUGCAAGGAGAGAGAGAGCGGGGGAAAGAAAGGGAAUGGGUGGGCAAAAGAGGACACAGAAGACAUGGAGAGAGAACAAGAACAUGAUGCAAAAUGAGCGAAAGGCAGGAAGGACACAGGAACCGGUGUCGUGGAAAGGCAGGAGAAUAAAGGGGAGAGUGGGGUAAACUGUGCUACUUUUUAUUUAGAUCAGGGGUAGGCAAUGUUGGUGCUGGAGUGCCGAUGUCCUGCAGAUUUUGGCUCCAACCCUGAAAAAAACCCUCACAUAUCUGUAGCCUUAGUAAUCUUAAAGACCUUGAUUAGCUUGUUCAGGUGGGUUUGGUUAGGGUUAGAGCUAAACUCAGGACUAACGUUGCUGACCCCUGAUUUAAACCAGGCAAGAAGAAAUAAGUCAUCAGGGAAAUUAAUAUGCCUGAUUAUAUUUCAGAACAGAUAAAGGUACAAAUAUAUUACUAGGAAAAAAAAAAAAAAUGGCUGAGUGACACAACUUACCCCACAUUAGAGGUAAGAUGUGCCAUGUAUGUUGAGUCAUUGGGGAAUAUUUGAACUAUUUCAGGUAAAAUAUGAAUAACUGAUGAACAUUAAUCUUAUAUUUUUAUGCUCAAUAUUCACCAACCAGAAAAAUGUGUUUUUGCAUGUACUGUAGCAUGCAUACUGUUUAACAGUUAAUAGCCUCUUUUGUUUUCUACACUGGCAAUUCACCAAAAUGUAUGAUAAAUAUUUUUAGACGUGGUUAAAUUUGUUUUGAGAUCAAACUCAUUUUACCUGCCAUGCAGAAAAUUUCCUUUGACAUGCAUUUUUUUCACACACACACAAAAAAAAUUUUGACUAUUGUGAAUCACAGGCAGCUGAAUACCACAGACCUUUUUAAAAACGUGGUCAUUUGACAAAAACCUUCCAGUUUACUCGAUUACAGGGAUGGCAUAUCUUAUCCCACUCUCCCCUACAAAACCAACAGCGACUCAUGCUGAGGAGUUUCCAACCAGAGUAGUUUUGAAGCACAUUGUAAUUACCAUUCAAACAAAACACAGCAAUACACAGGCGUUUUCCAUACUGACAGCAUCAGAAAAAAACUCCUUUAACAAAGCAUCAUUGAGCAUACGGUUGGAUGGAGUUGCCUGUAAUUGCGAGUAAUGAUAUCCCACAAUAUGUAGGCAUGUUAAGCAUGCGCCGAUCUGUAUCAGGACCAGUUUGUAGCAUAGCUGCCUGGUCAUUUAAAAUGUAUUAAAGCAUCUCCCCUUAAAGCUUGAAAUACUCAAGAGAGACUCCAAGUGGAGAAACGGAGCCUCUUAAAUUCUUAAUUAUAUGCAUGAAACCCAAUGCAAUCAUUUGCAUGCUCACACACGCGCAUAAACAAUAUGAAUCAUUGCUUUCCAGCAAGCUUAAAUAGCCUGCAUAGGCCUGUUUCACGUUACUUCAUCAGGUUAAUUUACAUGGCCUUUUGCUUUUUUCUUCAAGGACAGAUUUGUUCAGAAAUCCAGAGCGCAAUACUUUUCGCAGAUUCUCACGGUUUGUCACAGAUUUAGACGGCAGUGUAGAUUGAGGGAAGCUUUCGAUUGUGUUAGUACCAGCCUUUGUAUAAAUACUAUUGCAGGGAGUUUGUGGUCAAUGUCAUCCAGCAAUCAUCAAAGUAUUAACGAUGGAUAUUCUGUGUACCUGCGAUCGCGUCUUAUUCGAAAUUGUUUUGCAUAUGCGCGAAGCUUUUUCAUUUGAUUUUUAGCUGCCAACUGUGCAAUAAUGUCUUUAUUAAAAUUACUGCUUGCCAAAUAGGGUUAUUUUAUUGAACUCUGCUUCUACAGUGCAUAUUAUUUUGAAACCGUUUGCAAUCAUGCACAUCAUGAAUGGGACAUGUAUUGAAACAAGGCCUUCAGAAUUUGUUUUCACAACUUGCAAAGGGUUUACUGGACUUCAACAUUGGAGUUUUCACUAGUAUCAGCCUGGGAAUGAAGUAUAAUGUUCUGUUUGCAUCAAAACUGUGGGUGAACGACGCGAUGCAGUAUGGUCAAGAACAGCACAACUACCCCAGACACAGCCUAAGCAGAGCUAAAUGGAGAAUGAGUUACGUUUCUUUUUUCUUGUUCACUGAAGAAAUGGGAGGCCACGGGUUUGAUUUAAACGGAUCAAGGCAAGUGGACCAAAACCAUAACACUGACUUUCUGACACAGCCUUUUCUCAUUCUCUCAGAAACGCCUGCGAGGGGUUCUGUGAGCCACACGAGCGAAAUGUUUCCUCGCCAUUCAUCCGGCUGCACUAAUCAGCUGUUUUAUUAACGUUUGUUAUGAAACCGAAUCCUGAAGUGGGAGGGGAUAACUUAAACUAAUAAUGAUCUUUAGACAUGUUGUGUCAUGUUUUGUCUCUGUUUGCCGCUUGUGGAGUUUAAGUCAAGCCCACGGUGUGUAAAGUGUCUGCUAAUAGCCGCACAUUCAGUGUAGAGUUAAGCAAUAAGUCUGCUCCCAUAUAAACGUAAAUGGUUUUUAACAAAUCAUUUGCUUGUACAGACCACAGGGUAAAGCGGUAUGUAUAUGAACUCUACUCACAUACCCUGUACAUAUAGAGAUGAGCAUAUUGAAUCAGCGGUUACCAUUAUUUUUCAGAAAACAUGAAAUUGUUUUGUACAUCAGUAAAUAUUAAAUUUCAACUUUAAAGC
Carassius gibelio (silver crucian carp) is the source of this 6624-nucleotide messenger RNA. RefSeq names its product chloride channel, voltage-sensitive 2a (gene clcn2a). The transcript has 25 exons. Gene Ontology annotation, molecular function: voltage-gated chloride channel activity. The record is from RefSeq and is a predicted model, not a curated record. NCBI's taxonomy places the organism in Eukaryota, Metazoa, Chordata, Actinopteri, Cypriniformes, Cyprinidae. Gene Ontology annotation, cellular component: membrane. Bases 505 to 3393 code for a protein of 962 amino acids. Gene Ontology annotation, biological process: chloride transport; transmembrane transport.